AUUAGAACUUUGGAGGUUUCAAAUGAUUGCCACGAAUUAUUAAUAAACAAUAGAUUCAGAUAUAGAAGCAAAAUGCGUGACCUGCCGCUAUUUUUCCGACACUCUGCGACGAGCAAUUAGUUAUCUAAGACGAGGCUGCAUAUGAUUUCGGUAUCAGUUCUGAGGGCAGCGUGCCAAUAGUGCACGGGGAGUCGACAAGUACGGACGCCAACCCGCCGGUGUUCAAAUCAGUCCAAACCGCAGCCCGUUUAUUCAAUAUAGAAGUGCCGCGUAGAGCAAUGAUCAAUUUGGAGGCCUCAGCGACAAUCCGUGCCAUCCUGAUCGCCAUUGCGGUCCUUCUAUCAGGAUACGAGUCAUCUGCUAGCUCAUGGCACUAUCAGGAUGAAGGUAUGGUGCUCUAUAGUUAAAUAUAGUUUUAAAUUAUUAUAAGCCAUUUUUAGAACACUGGCCUCAAGGAUGUAAAGAAGGUAAACAUCAAUCACCGAUAGCACUCAAUGCUAGAGAUGCAACUCUGAUUGAUUUUGAACCAUUCUCUUUGAACGGAUAUGGAGAGUCAGUGACAGCUGUGCUGAAAAAUAAUGGACAUUCAGCUGAAAUCAGGCCUAAGAUGUCAGGAGAUAAACCGUCAAUAAGUGGAGGAGGUUUCAAUCACACCUAUAAAUUGGACCACUUGCAUUUCCAUUGGCAAUCUGAGCACGUUAUCGAUCGAUAUAGAUUUCCAUUAGAGCUGCAUUUGGUACAUUACGCAAAAGAGUUUGGGAAUCUUUCUGCAGCUUUACAACAUCCAGGAGGAAUAGCAGUAUUAGCAGUAAUGUUUGAUUUAUCACCGGACGACGACGCGGAAUUCGAGCCACUUGUCAGCAUAAUUGAUACAUUGAAAGACAAAGUGGGCCAACCUGUAAACCUGACGAAUUUUGUGAUCAAAAAUUUCAUCCCGAGAAAUGUAGCUGGAUAUUACAGAUAUGACGGAUCGCUUACAACACCUGCAUGCAAUGAGGGAGUUAUUUGGACCGUGUUUACGAAUACUAUACCGAUUUCCAAGGAACAGGUGAAAGUAUUCGAUGAAAUGCGAACAGAAGACCACAAGAUACUUAAGCAGAACUACAGAUCCUUACAGUCACUAAAUGAAAGAAAGCUGUACCUGAAAAGAAGUCCUUUGAGAGACAAUUUCAUCAAUAGUGCCACUACCCAUAGCAUAAGUGUUACUCUGUUAUAUAGUCUGAUUUCGUUUAUCGUUCUGUAUUAACCUAUCAUUUAUGUUGUAAGCCAAACGGAGAAACAAUGUAUAGUGCUGUGAUUUAAGCUCAAUGUUAUUUUGUAACUAUAGCUCUGCCUGACAUAAAUUUAUUUUAGGAGAU
This is a messenger RNA of Acanthoscelides obtectus, 1358 nucleotides long. NCBI's taxonomy places the organism in Eukaryota, Metazoa, Arthropoda, Insecta, Coleoptera, Chrysomelidae. The record is from the annotation of a GenBank genome assembly.